AUGCCUGGAGACAUUGCAAAAGGAAAGAAGGCAUUUGUCCAGAAGUGUGCCCAGUGCCAUACUGUGGAGGAUGGUGGAAAGCACAAGGUUGGGCCUAACCUUUGGGGUCUGUUUGGGCGUAAAACUGGUCAAGCAGAGGGUUACUCCUACACUGAUGCCAACAAAAGCAAAGGUAAGUAUUGAGCAUGCAUAUGGUGUAUUAAAAGUUCAAGAGUUGCUGUUGCAGGUGAAAACUAUAACCCCCUUGUUUGUGCUCUCUGUACUUCCAGGCAUUGUUUGGAAUGAGGACACUCUGAUGGUUUAUCUGGAAAACCCCAAGAAAUACAUUCCAGGAACAAAGAUGAUCUUUGCUGGCAUCAAGAAAAAGAACGAAAGAACCGACCUUAUAGCUUAUCUCAAGUCUGCAACUUCAUAA
This is a messenger RNA of Xyrichtys novacula (pearly razorfish), 415 nucleotides long. The record is from the annotation of a GenBank genome assembly. NCBI's taxonomy places the organism in Eukaryota, Metazoa, Chordata, Actinopteri, Labriformes, Labridae.